UUCUUCCUCUGCGUUCAAAUCGAUGAACGGAUCUGUAUCGGAGGAGGAUUCGUCUAUUGAAGUGGUGGAUGUUCCGGUGGUUAAUGGCUACGCCGGAGCAUUUAAAAGAGUUACGGUUUUGCCUUCUGCGUGUGCUGGAGAUAUCGCUGGAUUGAUCUCCGGCGUUGAUUGUUCGGCGAGGACGUAGCAACUCGUCAAGAAACAGAUGACUACUCUCAAGAGCACCAAAGGAAGAAGUUGUUGCAAUCUCUUCAUCAAAGCCGUGCCUCCUGGACCAGACAAGAAAACCAAGAAAACAGACCAUGUUGUGGUUGAUGAUGACAAGGAUGAUGAAGCCUCUGGAAAAUACGAUGGUGACUCUCUGAUUAUGAAGACAAUGACUAGAGGAAGAACCUCCUCAACGAAAAAGUUAGCAAACACGAACGUCAAGAACGGUGAAUCCAGUUUGAAUGUUGAUGAUAGCAAAGGCAAGGUUAAGAAAACUGAUCAAGACAAGAAAGGAAGCUCAAAAAAGAGAAGGGCUGCGAGUUUUCUCAAGAGAAUGAAAGUGGGUUCUUCGGAUGAGACAUUGAAGCCUAGCUCUGCGGCUGAUUCUUCUACUAUUGUAAAAGGACGAGCAGAACAGAGGAAGAAUAACAGCAGCAAAGCUGAUGCUAAGAAAAGACCAAUACCAAGGAUAAAUCAAACAAAUGAGAAAGCAAGUCCUGUGAAGAGAAACAAUGGUCGAGCCUCAGAAAGAGAAGCUGGUGAAAAAGAGGCUGCGUCUUCUUCUUCACCACGCUUGAAGAAACGUGCAAGGAGGUGAUUUAGUUAUUGUACUACACCACUACAUUAGCUAUA
This is a messenger RNA of Arabidopsis arenosa, 840 nucleotides long. Lineage: Eukaryota; Viridiplantae; Streptophyta; Magnoliopsida; Brassicales; Brassicaceae. The record is from the annotation of a GenBank genome assembly.